This is a messenger RNA of Nomascus leucogenys (northern white-cheeked gibbon), 776 nucleotides long. RefSeq names its product lymphocyte antigen 6 family member D (gene LY6D). Gene Ontology annotation, cellular component: cell surface. Lineage: Eukaryota; Metazoa; Chordata; Mammalia; Primates; Hylobatidae. Gene Ontology annotation, biological process: lymphocyte differentiation. The record is from RefSeq and is a predicted model, not a curated record.
CCCCGCCCAGCCCGUGCCUAUAAGGCCUCAGCAGUGCAGGGGCCCCCACUGCUCCCAGACGACAUCAGAGAUGAGGACAGUCCUGCUGCUCCUUGCAACCCUGGCCGUGGCUACGGGGCCAGCCCUUGCCCUGCGCUGCCACGUGUGCACCAGCUCCAGCAACUGCAAGCAGCCUGAGGUCUGCCCGGCCAGCUCUCACUUCUGCAAGACCCUGAACACAGUGGAGCCUCUGAGGGGGAAUCUGGUGAAGAAGGACUGUGCGGAGUCGUGCACACCCAGCUACACCCUGCAAGGCCAGGUCAGCAGCGGCACCGGCUCCAUCCAGUGCUGCCAGGAGGACCUGUGCAACGAGAAGCUGCACAACGCUGCACCCACCCGCACCGCCCUCGCCCACAGUGCCCUCAGCCUGGGGCUGGCCCUGGGCCUCCUGGCCGUCGUCUUAGCCCCCAGCCUGUGACCUUCCCCCCAGGGAAGGCCCCUCAUGCCUUUCCUUCCCUUUCUCUGGGGAUUCCACACCUCUCUUCCCCAGCUGCAACGGGGGUGCCAGGAGCCCCAGGCUGAGGGCUUCCCCGAAAGUCUGGGACCAGGUCCAGGUGGGCAUGGAAUGCUGAUGACUUGGAGCAGGCCCCACAGACCCCACAGAGGAUGCAGCCCCCAGCUGCAUGGCGGGUGGAGCACAGAAGCCCUGUGGAUCCCCGGAUUUCACACUCCUUCUGUUUUGUUGCCAUUUAUUUUUGUACUCAAAUCUCUACAUGGAGAUAAAUGAUUUAAACCAG